GUUUUCGCUGCUCAUGCUCGAGAUGGGCUUGUUCAUCAGUCUCGUGCUGCCACUCCCUUUCACCUGGCGGCGGGCUAUGCUCAAGUUCCUGGCAGAGAGUCCUAUCGUUGCCAAACUCCAGUUCGGCUUGAAGAUCCUGUUCAUCUUCGUCGUCGUCCUCUUCGUCGAUGCGGUACAGCACAUGCUCAGAGUACACGCCGAGGGCAAGGAGAUUCGACAGUCGGGCAUGGGUCAAAACCUGCGCGGCGAGUCUGACUGGCGAACGCGCAAAUUCCUCAGCGAACGCAACAUGUACCUGACCGGUUCGACGCUCUUUCUCUCGCUUAUGCUGUCGAGAGUGUACGCUGUCAUCCUGGACCUGAUCAAGGUGCAAGAAGACAAUGCACUCCUGCGCAAGCAAGCCAAAGAGGGCGGAGAUGACAAAUAUGUCACCCUCAAGAAGGACUAUGACGAUCUCAGUGCCCGCUACAACGCCAAGUUUGACAAGGCUGCAGACAGCAAGAAGGCGAUCUGAACGAGCCUGUCGAGGUCCUGCUGCUGCCUCUACCCGCGUGACGUCAGAUAGACCGAAUGCGCAUGCACAUUUGUAAGCGUUCACCUUCGAGCGCUCGAUGGACGCGCGAGUUGUAUAUACGUGAAGAUC
Molecule: messenger RNA, 643 nt
Organism: Mixia osmundae IAM 14324
Lineage: Eukaryota; Fungi; Basidiomycota; Mixiomycetes; Mixiales; Mixiaceae
Exons: 6
Coding region: 14-514 (166 amino acids)
Biological process (GO): endoplasmic reticulum to Golgi vesicle-mediated transport; intracellular protein transport
Cellular component (GO): endoplasmic reticulum membrane; endoplasmic reticulum
Source: RefSeq, a predicted model, not a curated record